Gopherus evgoodei (Goodes thornscrub tortoise) is the source of this 3131-nucleotide messenger RNA. RefSeq names its product RAB3C, member RAS oncogene family (gene RAB3C). The record is from RefSeq and is a predicted model, not a curated record. Gene Ontology annotation, molecular function: GTPase activity; GTP binding. Lineage: Eukaryota; Metazoa; Chordata; Testudines; Testudinidae. Gene Ontology annotation, cellular component: synaptic vesicle; endosome; plasma membrane. Gene Ontology annotation, biological process: protein secretion; regulation of exocytosis; protein localization to plasma membrane. Bases 465 to 1124 code for a protein of 219 amino acids. The transcript is spliced from 5 exons.
GAGGCGCACCCCACAUCGCCUCUCCGGACGGCUCUCCCUGCUUGCCCUGUGCUUGAUUGUUGCCUGGGUCAGUGGCCCGCUCGCCUCAGGGCGAUCCGCGCCCAUCGAGGCUUUGCACAGCUGCGGCGACACAGACUGCAAAUAAUUCCCAUUCCUGGAGGCACGCAAGUCAAACACACGGCUGCUUGCUGCCAGUGCCAUUGCCCACCCAGCCGGCUCUCGCUGCUGGAAAGGCAUGGGGUAGCUGCACGCACCCCGGCCCUGAUGUCCUGUGCCGCUCGCACGCUGGGGUAGGGGCACAGGAAAGCCCUCGAUAUUCGGUGACUCCAAGGGCUUCGUUUUCUAGCAAGCCACCGUGGUUGUGUUACUUUUUAAGAUUUAUGAUCAGAUAUGUGCGCUGCAUUAGGAAGCGCACCAAUCGCUUCAGAUAUUAAGGUCCUUUGUGAAUCAAUCUAAACUCCUCUAUGGCAUCUGCUCAAGAUUCCAGAUAUGGCCAGAAAGAUACGUCUGACCAGAACUUUGAUUACAUGUUCAAAUUGCUCAUCAUUGGCAACAGCAGUGUCGGGAAAACCUCCUUUUUGUUCCGUUAUGCUGACGAUUCCUUUACAUCUGCAUUCGUAAGCACAGUUGGGAUCGAUUUCAAAGUCAAAACAGUUUUCAAAAAUGAAAAAAGGAUUAAACUGCAGAUCUGGGACACGGCAGGUCAGGAGAGAUAUAGGACAAUUACCACAGCCUAUUACCGAGGUGCAAUGGGCUUCAUUUUAAUGUAUGACAUCACAAAUGAAGAAUCCUUCAAUGCUGUGCAAGACUGGUCAACUCAAAUCAAAACAUAUUCGUGGGAUAAUGCCCAGGUUAUUUUGGUCGGUAAUAAAUGUGACAUGGAGGACGAGCGGGUAAUCUCCACUGAGAGAGGCAAACAUUUAGCAGAGCAACUUGGUUUUGAAUUUUUUGAAACAAGUGCCAAGGACAACAUAAAUGUCAAGCAGACAUUCGAGCGGCUCGUAGAUAUCAUCUGCGACAAAAUGUCAGAAAGUCUGGAGACGGAUCCUGCCAUCGCUGCUGGAAAACAGAACACAAGGCUAAAGGACACCCCUCCUCCACAGCAACCCAACUGUGGCUGUUAAUACAGUUAUCAACAGAGGCGGCUCCUGUGUGUUCUAUUGCCAACAGAGUAUUUACAGAUGGUCUAUAAGCCUUUAUUUAUACUGUCUUUUUAAUUUAUUUGGGGACAGUGUGUUUAUUUUAUGUCAAUGCCUGGUGCAAUGUGUGCAAUCUGUAAGGACUGCCCAUUUCUCAGCAUCUGGCCUUUGCACGUGGAUGGCUAAUUGUCUGUCUUUUCUUCUUAUCCUGAGUACAUUACACUUACUUCAGCUGGUUCUGUGACCUCAGAACACAGGUCAUCUACACCUGACUUUAACUUAAUCAGUUUCAAAUUAUACCAUUUACUUCUUGGUGUAAUGAUUACGGUAUUAGGCAUAAACUUUCUGAUGCCAUUUAAAUUUUUUUUGAUUGAAAAAUCUAUUUUAAAAUAUUACCUGAAUAUACUGUCUGUUCCAUGCCUUGUCCAGAUAAUUUGUCUGAGGCACACUUCCCCGAAGGUAAUGCUGUGGCAAAUCCAUGUCCACCACCGAAAUUCACAGUUACCUCUACACCACACAUCAUGGCCACUUCGAAAUUCAGAAUGACAGCAGUUGCCUAACCCAAAACAGGCUCCUACCGCUCAAUAUAAGGAGAAAUUCUGUUAGCUGCUGACAGGAUAGGGGCAGGCUGUGUUCCAGUUCCAUCCACAAGCCAAUUCACUACAAUACUAAUAUAGAAGAGAGUUGUGAAAUGUCAUUCUUCUUUAAGUUACCUGCUUUCAAUAAUGAAUAUGCUACAGUUCUUGAUAUUACCCCCAGCAGAGCCAAAUCAUAACCAAAAAUAACCUACUCAUACUUUUCUGGAGUUUGCAUUAUUUUGGCCUUUAGGAAUUUCAUGUUUCAUUCUUGAAAAUGGUGUCUAUAUAUUAAUUUUAUAGUCUGAGAGAAUCUCCUCUAUAUUGAUUGCAAAGGCCCAUUUCUCUCCUCAGAAGUGCCACUCCUACUGAAGUCAGCAGGACAGAAAUGGAUCCAUUCAAUUUGAAAAAUAGUUUGGUCCAGACAUAUCUUGCUGAGGGUUUUCUUGUGACAGGACAAUCAGAAAUUGGCAAUGUUUUUAGAAAAUUCACAAAGAAAUAAAAAGUUCUCCAAUGAGUUCUUCCACUAGACUAUGUCAGUCACUUCAAAAAUCCACAGAAGGCUGUGAAGAUAGCUGAAUGUCCACAGGGUUUUUUUAAAGCAUUUUAAAAAAUAGUCAUUUCUCACCAUCUUAAUAAGCUCUCACUCUACUAAUUGGUAGCACUUUGCACCAUUGGCUUAUCUGGGUCACAGUGAUAUUCCUCAAUUAAUGACAUCACUGAUGCAACAUUAACUUUUUAUUGUUCUUUGAUCAGCUUUAGUACCAGGAUGACAUUUCUCAGGCUAGACAUAACAGAAAAAAGGGAAGGAAAAUGGGAAAAUGAGUCAGAGCACCUGCUAAUGCCAUACCUGACUGUAAGGCAAUACCUAUACCUUUUUCCUAAGGUAAUUUAUAUAAUCUCAUCAAACAUACUAAAACCAUGUCUACACUAGGAAGAAAGGUGUAGUUAAGACAUUUUAUCUAACAUUGUAACUAUUGUGUGUUAAAAUCCUAGUGCAGACAAGAUUAACACAUUAGUUGGUUGAGGUAAACCCGAGUGUAAACUUGUGUUAAAGCUAUAACUUGGCUUGGCUACACUAGGAUCCGUUAGCACUGCUAGCUAGCACCUACACUGUUUUUCUUAGUGAAAAAUGAGCUGCAUCAUUUAGUACCAUGGAAAAACCUGAGGAAAGGGAAGUGUUGUCUAUUCACUGCCCUGUAUUUAUCCCUAUUGUGCACAGAUUAGUAGGAAGAGAAAGUGUAAUCGAGCAGAGCCAAUUUGCCUAGCUCUUGGCAUCCACAUGGCAUGCCAGUCGCUACUCUUCCUGGCCCUCCCUCCCAGCUUGAUAGCUAUAUUCCUCCAGCUGUGGCUAUGCAUUCCAAGGUACUCUGAGGAUAGAAGUAUUUUGGCCAAAGAUUUUUAUUGAUUUUCCAAU